CAGCGUGUUCUAAGCAAAAAGCAGAGCUGAGCUUAAGGAACCGCCCUAAAGCCGGCGUUGUAACGUGAUCUAACACGCGGCUGUGAAUCUCGUGUUUGCUCAUUCGCACUGCAGACUGUCGCGCAGGAUUUUCUGCUCUAAGUCAAGAGCCACGACUCUUGAAAUUACUCUUAGGCCCCAAGGGCAAAUAGUCACAUAUACAUCACCUACUGCCAAUAUUUAAUCCCGGUGCCAUUUCGGACUUUCAACAUGGGAAAGAAGCUCUCGACAUGGACGCUUCUAGCGGUCUUUUCUCUGCUGGUAGUGAAAGGAAUAAGUCAGGGUCUGGACUUGGCAGAUGCAAUUGACGAUGAUGAACCAACUCCCCCACCACCUAAAGUGGACCCAGCAGGUGGUGCAGGAGGAGCAGUGAAACCCAGUCUUAAACCUGUUAAGCCCACAGUCAAGGAAUCAGCAAAGCCUAAACAAACAGAAGAGACAUACACUGAUAUGUUUGACGCCACCAUUCGGCCAGACCUGUUGCCCCGAACACCCCCUAGUCCUCUCCGAACCUCUGUUCCCCCUCGGAAAGCCCAGUCUGGUCCUGAGGACUUUAAUCUUGAAGAUGCCCUGGACCCCGACAAUGACAUCAAAGGAAAGGGCAAAGGCUCUGGCAAAGGUGAUAAAGACCUUGGAGGAGGGGGCCGUGAUGGCGGCAAACCCAAUAGCGGUGGAACUGGUGGUAAUCAAUUCUCAGAUGACGACCUUGUGGAUGUGGGCAAUGACAACUCCUACAAACCCGACAAAGGCAAAGGUGGAAAAGGUGGAAGUAGUGCCGGAAGCAGUGGCGGCGAUUUGGAUCCUGCUGAUGACAAUAACUACGAUACCAUGGCUGAGACUGGAACCAUCGCUGGUAUUGUGAGCGCUGUUGCUAUGGCUUUGGUUGGUGCAGUGAGCAGUUACAUCUCCUACCAGAAGAAGAAGUUCUGCUUCAGCAUACAGCAGAGUCUAAAUGCAGAUAUGGUGAAAGCAGAUGCCCCAGAUGCUGUAGUUGCACAGGAGCCACAAGUUCAACAAACUCUUCUUCAGCCUCCCAACGCUGAGCCGCCGACAGAGGAAAAUGCGGUGUAAUCUGAAAUCCAUCACCCAAACUGAAGAGGGCGCAGUUCUAAAUCGUUGUUCUCCAAUUUGAAUGCCACUGUAUUUCCCAGCACAUUUGCACCAGAACGCCCUUUUUGAAGUACCAAUAUGACUGUUUAAAUCAACCUUAAACAUAGUAUAAUACUUUUUUUUAAAUUCUAUUUUAACUGUUCACAUGCAACAGUGUAGUAAGCCUGUUUGCAAUAAUAUUGCUAUGAAACGGAAAACACAUAACAACAAAUUUUAGCAUGAUCUGCCAAGACCCAAGAAAUCACCCUUGGGUCUUUUUACAGAGGCCCAUACAAAGAGUCCCACACAUACUGCGCUACAGUCUUUUUGUUUGUCAGUUUAGCUUAUCAUUCCUAUUGUGCACAAAUGCAUAUUAAUGAACAGUGAAAUGAGUGAUUAAUCCAAGGUUUACAAAAUCAGCUGAUUGGAUAAUCAUAUAAACACGCUUUUAAAGGUCAAGACUGUUUUCCUUACGAUUUCACGGCGAGACAGGCUUAACAGAUCAGUUGCUGUGAUAUCUGCAAUUGAAAAAAAAGAUGAAGGAUUUGUUAAGGUUAUUUUGUGUUAACAUGAUCUGUAUAUAUUUGCCUUGCUUUCACAGAGCAAUGUGAAAAGAUUGUUACACAUAUAUGCAGGUUUUUGUGUCUUAGCGAACUUUUUACUAGAGUGACUUUUUGAGGAAAAAAAAAAAACGACGAACAAAUGAAGUCAAAAACUAACCAACAGCUGCUUCCUUCUAAUUUGCUUUAAAAAAAAAAAAAAUGAAACGAUGACUAAAAUGGGUAUAACUGUGAAGAUGUGACGUGUGUUGAUGAAGAAGCCGUGUUGACUGCUUUUGUGCGUGUUAGUUUGGAUGUCAGUGGUUGCGAUUCCUUCUUUUAAGGAAUAGAUUGAUUCGGCGAGAUCAGGAUGAGUAGAUACAUUAGCGUGAAGUAACUCGUGGGUGAAAGUAACCGACGUUUUGUGUUGUCAUGUUAGCGCAAUACUUAAGCAGUGUAGUAGGUCUCGUAUCGCUAAUUCUGAUCCAUUGCCUUUUGUGGGGUUUUACGGGAUUAAUGUGCUUGUAUAUGGCAUACUGUUUCCAAGUUUGUACUCAAACCGUUGUAUUAGUGUAUCUCUAUUUACACUUGUAGCAGUAAAUGUACAUAAAUGUUUGUGCCCCCCCACUCUUUUUUGGAUUACGGGGAGUAGUUUUUCGCCCUAGCUUAGUGUUUGUAUCGUUUGUAGCAUGUUUGAGCUUUAGCUUCGAGACUUUUUAGAGACCUGUUACGCACCCUCGCUAGUUUUGCUAUUGCCUUAACGAGUCCCUAGCUGCUUUCCCGUUUUGCUAAUAUUCCCACUUCAUUCGGCGUUUGUGCCACAGAGCUUGACCAGACCCUUCUGAUUUGGAAGGUCACCAUCCAGAAGUAGCAAACAGAGUUAGCAAAACCGGAUUAAAAAGCGGCUCAGCCCUUACCAUCCUCUCCCUCACUUGAGAUGCUCCAGAUUUUCCUGUAGCUGUUGUUUUUCACUGUGAAUUCAGGUGCACCUUUGUUACCCCCAACCCAAGCCCUCGCCAAUGGUGCUUUCCUUCCCAAUGCCUUACCACGCUAACAUUAGGGAAGACACACUAGCUUACUAACACAGCACUAACCGUCACGACCGUUAGAAGGGCUGCCUCACUUGAAUGUCUACAAACAAGACGUACUAGGUUGCGUACGUUGUUCCAGUUUGAAGGUGUGGUCACGUUGUCUGAAAUUUCGCGGGCAAAAAUGCUGACUGAAAAAUUCCUGAUCGCUUGCAUUUCUGUUGAAAUUAAGCCGAACAACAGUAAAUGUGACCUCACUUUAACACUAUAUUGCAGUUUGAACACUUCUGAAAUAUUGUGAAUUCACAUACCCAAGAUAAAGCAUAUUUACAAGUCUUGCUAAUGGAAAUGAUGUCAGAGACAUAUCGGCGCAGAAUGUUGCCUGGUACUUUCCUUUAAAGGCACGUCCUACCAAGGCUUUUGUACAGUGUCUGGGGUGAAAACCAACCAAGAGAAUGUUAGCUGAAUGUAACUCUUUUUACUGCUUUGGCUACCAGAACAGUGUAGCUUUUUUGGUGCUGCACUUGUCAGAAAUGAAGAACACCAAAGAUGUGAUGGUUUUGCCUAUUUGCAUGUUCUUUGACUUUGGUGUGAGUCUAGUGAUCCAGUGGAAUGAAUUUGAAACAGCUGAGUGAAAGAUACAACAGUCUAGGUUAAGGCAAAUGUGGAAAUUCACAAGUGUCUUGAACAUUUUCGACAGUGUCAUCGCCUGUUUGUGUUGAACUGCUUCCAGAUUUGUUGCUUGGACGCAUUAUGUGACUGUUAAACCUGCCUAGUUUCUUCAGUUGACCUUCUGCAUUUCUGGGUACUAGUAGUUCAUAUGGUGGAUGUUGCAUUUGUAAGGAUCUCUGGGCUCUCUGGUGUCGUUCGGCCAGUAUAGUUGCAAUUUUGUCAAAACAAAGGGUGUCCGCGCUGAAAUGUACAGAUGUGCAUGUUUUGGAUUCUAGUUGUAGAUAUUAAAGGUUUUUCUUGUGUACUGGGUUUAUUUAUUAACUUAAAAAAUUUGUUAUUGGAACAUGCGUUUCUGAAGUGUCUUGAUUUGCACUGCCAGUUUAGUUCUUGCAUCAUGGUACUGCCACAGAUCAGACUGAAAUGCUGCAGGUUUAUCUGUCAUUGAAUGAAUUGAAAUUCGGCUUCGAUGCAAACCUCAGAAAUAUUGAUUUUCAGCACAAAACCUCACAGUUUAUAUCAGUGCCUGCUCACUCAAAAACAGACUGUGAUGAAAACGCAAUUAAUUACACAGAUAUCAACUGGCAAUCCUCUUCUAGACAUUUUAAUAUUCAAAUGUACUCAAAUUUCACUCUGUAUCUCACUGGUUAUAUUUGGUGGUAAAAGAUCAGCAUAAAGAAACCCAAUAAUAAACAGUUUAUCUUGUCUUUGA
This is a messenger RNA of Labeo rohita (rohu), 4076 nucleotides long. RefSeq names its product CD99 molecule-like 2 (gene cd99l2). Lineage: Eukaryota; Metazoa; Chordata; Actinopteri; Cypriniformes; Cyprinidae. Bases 250 to 1110 code for a protein of 286 amino acids. The record is from RefSeq and is a predicted model, not a curated record. The transcript is spliced from 12 exons.